GGAGAUUCCGGCCUUUCCUCCUGGCUGCGAGUGGGGUCGCCUCCCUGGUCUCCGGUCCCGGGUUGGCAGAAGCAUGGAACCAGACGGCCGGUGGCGGAGCCUGCCCAGCGGGCCCAGCCUGAAGCACUUGACCGACCCCUCGUACGCAAUUCCUCCGGAGCAGCAAAAGGCGGCGUUGCAGGACCUGACGCGGGCGCACGUGGACUCCUUCAACUACGCGGUGCUGGAGGGGCUGAGCCACGCGGUGCAGGCCAUUCCUCCCUUUGAAUUUGCUUUCAAAGAUGAGCGCAUAUCUCUUACUAUCGUGGAUGCUGUCAUCAGUCCGCCCUCAGUGCCCAAAGGGACCAUCUGCAAAGAGCUCAGCGUUUUCCCAGCCGAGUGCCGGGGACGACGGAGCACCUACCGCGGGAAGCUGACGGCUGACAUCAGCUGGGCAGUGAACGGAGUCCCCAAAGGAGUCAUUAAACAGUUUCUUGGCUAUGUCCCCAUCAUGGUAAAGUCUAAACUUUGCAACUUAUACAACCUUCCUCCUCAAGUCCUCAUUGAGCACCAUGAAGAGGCAGAGGAAAUGGGAGGUUAUUUUAUAAUCAAUGGCAUCGAAAAAGUCAUCCGAAUGUUGAUUAUGCCUCGGAGGAAUUUCCCCAUUGCCAUGAUAAGACCAAAGUGGAAAAGCAGAGGGCUUGGCUACACUCAUUUCGGGGUCUCCAUGCACUGUGUGAGAGAAGAGCAUUCCGCCGUCAACAUGAACCUUCACUAUGUGGAGAAUGGCACAGUUAUGCUGAACUUUAUUUACCGGAAAGAACUGUUUUUCCUUCCUUUGGGAUUUGCACUUAAGGCACUUGUGAGCUUUUCUGACUAUCAGAUAUUCCAGGAGCUCAUCAAAGGCAAAGAGGAAGACUCUUUCUUUAAGAAUUCUGUCUCUCAGAUGUUGAGGAUUGUCAUGGAAGAGGGCUGCUCCACGCAGAAGCAGGUCCUUAACUAUCUGGGCGAGCGCUUCAGAGUGAAACUCAGUCUCCCUGACUGGUACCCAAAUGAGGAAGCUGCCAAGUUCCUGUUCAACCAGUGCAUUUGUAUCCACCUGAAGUCCGAUACUGAGAAGUUUUACCUGCUCUGUCUCAUGACCCGGAAGCUCUUUGCCCUAGCCAGAGGCGAGUGCAUGGAGGACAACCCCGAUAGCUUAGUGAAUCAGGAAGUCCUUACCCCUGGUCAGCUCUUCCUGAUGUUUCUGAAGGAAAAAAUGGAAAAUUGGCUAGUGUCUAUUAAGAUAGCUUUAGAUAAGAGGGCUCAGAAGACCAAUGUAUCCAUAAACAGUGAGAAUUUGCUGAAGAUAUUUAGUAUGGGAUCAGAACUAACGAAACCAUUUGAAUAUCUUCUUGCUACUGGGAAUCUGCGUUCGAAAACAGGUCUCGGCUUCCUGCAAGACUCCGGCCUGUGUGUUGUGGCUGACAAGUUGAACUUCAUUCGCUAUCUCUCCCAUUUCCGCUGUGUGCACAGAGGGGCUGACUUUGCCAAGAUGAGGACCACCACAGUGCGCAGGCUGCUCCCAGAGUCCUGGGGCUUCCUCUGUCCUGUGCACACCCCAGACGGAGCACCGUGUGGGCUGCUGAACCACCUGACUGCCACAUGUGAGGUUGUCACGAAGUUCGUGUACACCGCAUCUGUCCCGGCCUUGCUCUGUGGCUUAGGUGUCACUCCUGUUGAUGCGGCAUCUUGUCGACCAUACAGUGACUGCUACCCUGUCCUGCUGGAUGGUGUCAUGGUGGGCUGGGUGGAUAAGGAUCUUGCUCCUGAGGUCGCAGACGCUCUCCGUCGCUUUAAGGUGUUGAGGGAGAAAAGAAUUCCUCCCUGGAUGGAGGUGGCCCUGGUCCCCAUGACAGGAAAGCCAAGCCUGUACCCAGGGUUGUACCUCUUCACCACCCCCUGCAGGCUGGUGAGGCCUGUGCAGAACUUGGAACUGGGCAAAGAAGAACUCAUUGGAACAAUGGAACAGCUCUUCAUGAAUGUUGCCAUUUUUGAGGAUGAGGUUUUUGCCGGAGUUUCCACACACCAGGAGCUCUUCCCUCACAGCCUUCUGAGUGUGAUCGCCAACUUCAUCCCCUUCUCUGAUCACAACCAGAGUCCUCGGAACAUGUACCAGUGCCAGAUGGGUAAGCAGACCAUGGGCUUCCCACUGCUCACUUAUCAAGACCGAUCAGAUAAUAAACUCUACCGUCUUCAGACACCUCAAAGCCCACUAGUGAGACCAUGCAUGUAUGACUAUUACGACAUGGACAACUAUCCGAUUGGGACAAACGCCAUUGUAGCCGUGAUCUCCUACACUGGCUACGACAUGGAAGAUGCCAUGAUUGUGAACAAGGCUUCUUGGGAACGAGGCUUUGCUCAUGGAAGUGUCUACAAGUCUGAAUUCAUAGACCUCUCUGAAAAAUUUAAGCAAGGGGAUGAUAAUCUUGUGUUUGGGGUCAAACCUGGUGACCCACAGGUUAUGCAGAAGUUAGACGAUGAUGGAUUGCCUUUCAUAGGAGCAAAGCUGCAAUUUGGUGACCCCUACUACAGCUACCUCAACCUUAACACUGGGGAAGGCUUCGUGGUUUACUAUAAGAGUAAAGAAAAUUGUAUUGUGGACAACAUUAAAGUGUGUAGUAAUGACACGGGCAGUGGGAAAUUCAAAUGCAUCUGUAUCACGAUACGAGUCCCUCGGAAUCCAACUAUUGGAGAUAAAUUUGCCAGCCGUCACGGACAGAAGGGCAUUUUGAGCCGACUGUGGCCAGCUGAGGACAUGCCUUUUACUGAGAGUGGGAUGGUGCCCGACAUUCUGUUUAAUCCUCAUGGCUUUCCCUCCCGUAUGACCAUUGGGAUGUUAAUCGAAAGUAUGGCUGGGAAGUCUGCAGCUUUGCACGGUCUCUGCCAUGAUGCUACCCCUUUCAUCUUUUCUGAGGAGAGCUCAGCCUUAGGUUACUUUGGGGAGAUGCUAAAGGCUGCUGGCUACAACUUCUAUGGCACUGAGCGAUUGUAUAGUGGUAUCAGCGGGAUGGAGCUGGAAGCAGACAUUUUCAUCGGUGUGGUUUAUUACCAGCGCUUACGCCACAUGGUGUCAGACAAAUUUCAAGUUAGAACAACCGGAGCCAGGGACAAAGUCACCAACCAGCCUAUCGGGGGAAGGAACGUCCAGGGUGGAAUCCGCUUUGGGGAGAUGGAGCGGGAUGCUCUGUUGGCACACGGUACAUCCUUUCUCCUUCAUGAUCGGCUCUUCAACUGCUCUGACCGCUCGACCGCCCACGUAUGUGUGAAAUGUGGCAGCUUGCUCUCCCCGCUACUUGAAAAACCUCCUCCUUCCUGGUCUGCUAUGCGCAACAGAAAAUACAACUGCACUGUCUGUGGCCGCAGUGACACCAUUGACACUGUCUCUGUGCCAUAUGUUUUCCGGUAUUUUGUAGCUGAGCUGGCAGCUAUGAACAUCAAAGUAAAACUGGAUGUCGUUUAACUUGAUCCUGGCCAUCUGAGUUAGGAGAUUAGAACAAAAGGGGAUUUUAAUCCAAUGAAGAUGUUAUGGGCUCACUCUGGGUCUAUACAAGAAUUUCAGUACUAAAGCCAAGAACAAGCAGCUGAGAAUUCAAGGCUUCCGUGCCUCUGAAACCUGCUGAAGUGGUUUUGGUAUAUUUCUUUAAAAAUGUUCUUAAGUAUCUUCUUUAAAAAAUGAUUUAUUGAUAAUAGAUCAUGCAGGAAUAUUUCCUUUCCCGGCCCAGGUUCACUGUUCCCUGCUUUCAGUAGCAGUUUAUCAUCCAUCCAGAGCAGGACAGCAUAAUAAACAGAAAAUGGAAGCCAUAAAUGUAAUUUUUAUUUUUAUAUACGUGUAAACUAAAGCUAUAUCAUGUAUACAAUUUGAUGGAUUGGAACAUAGGUAUAGCUGUGACGUCAUAAUGGUCAAGGUAAAUAAACAUAUCUGUCAUCUCCCAAGUGUCAUUGUGCACCUUUGGGUUGUGCGUGUGUGUGUUUGUGUUUCUGUCUGAGAUCUGUCCCCUUCACAGCUCCAAGUGCAGCUUGUUGUCAGCUACAAGCAGCUCCAUGUCUUUGGCCUCCAGCGAACGCUAUUCUACUCUGUAUCUGAGUUGGCCUUUUGUUCACUCAGUGGGGUCGUGCAGCAGCUGUACGUGUUUCACUUAGCACGGUGUCCUCAGGGUGCAGCUGUGUCUUCAAAUGUGGCAGGACUUCCUCCACCUUUAAGGCUGAGUGUAUUUGAUUAGUGAGUAGCUAUGUUCCUUUGCUUUUUUUUUAACCUUUGUAUGAGUUUCUUGUGCUUAUUAGGGUUUUGUGUGUGUGCUUGUGUAUACUAUAUACUUACACAGCUGUAUUAUACUGUAUAUACUUUACAGCUGUAUUGUUCCCUGUUAUUGGGUGUUUGAAUUCUUCCAUGGAAAAUACCUUGAACUGGUUGAUACCCAGCUACCCCAUUCUCUGUCUACCUCACAGUCCCGUGGCUAGGAGUCCUGUUUGGAUCUCUGGUGUCAGAAAGAGCUGUGGUUUUGAAGGCCCUGUUGUAAGCAGGGUUCACCGUGAGGCCGAGGUUGGCUGUGACCGAGUCAUCCUCUUGCCUCCAGAGUGUUAAAGUUAUCAAUGUGGACAACACCCAGCAAAUGUGUUUCAUUUUGAUACAGGGUUUCUCUGUAGUCCUGGCUGUCCUUGCUCUGUAGACCAGGCUGACCUCGAACUCAAGAGACUGCCUGCCUCUGCUAGGAUUAAAGGCAUGUGCCACCACUGCCCAGCACCAGCUAAUUAUUUUUACAUUAACUUUUGAUCUUGUAGAUUCUUGACCAAUAAAUUGAUAUGACAUUGAGACAACCCAAGAGCUUACUCAGAUUUUUCUAGUUUUAUGUAUACCUACAUACAGUUGCAUGGAAUGUUAUCUUCUGUGUAGAUUUGUGUUAUACAUAGGACACUUGUCAUGUUGUGCCUUCUGAUAAUAUCUCUAACCCUUCAGUCUUCUCUAUAAUUUCAAGCAAUACAUGUAAAUAGAAUCAUAAAAUACUGUAUUUUGAGACUGAC
This is a messenger RNA of Chionomys nivalis (European snow vole), 5040 nucleotides long. It is a transcript of the gene Polr1b, whose product is annotated as RNA polymerase I subunit B. NCBI's taxonomy places the organism in Eukaryota, Metazoa, Chordata, Mammalia, Rodentia, Cricetidae. Gene Ontology annotation, cellular component: nucleus; RNA polymerase I complex. The record is from RefSeq and is a predicted model, not a curated record. Gene Ontology annotation, molecular function: DNA-directed RNA polymerase activity; ribonucleoside binding; DNA binding. The transcript is spliced from 15 exons. Gene Ontology annotation, biological process: DNA-templated transcription. The coding region runs from base 74 to 3481 and encodes 1135 amino acids.